UUUCUCGGCUAUCAGAGACAGUUUGAGACUUGGUUUGUGAGUGAGUCAUGAAGAGAGGCGAAGGUUGAGGAACCACACGCAAUUACUAUAUUUUUUGUUGGUGGUUUUUUUUAUGUGAGUCUUUUCAAUGGUUGCUCGUGUGAUGAUGGAGAAACGAGCAACGCGGGCAAGACGGCACAGAGGCAAAGAGAGCGAGAGAGAGAGGCUCAAGUUGGCACCAUUGCUGCAGCUGAAGAAAAGUGCGCGAAAGAGUGGACGUGGAAGAGCGAGAGGGCCGCGAAGAGAGUGCAAUUUGCUGGGAGGGCAGCAGCAGAAAGAAGGCGAAGAAAUUUUUAGAAACCUGUUGAGCGAGGAACGCGCAGAGAGAGAGUGUGGUCGGGAUUGUGCCAGUGGAGCCUGUGCAGGACGCGAGAGCUGUGUGUGUCCAGGGCCAGAGAUGAGGCCGUGAGAGAGGCUGUGAAAGUGCUGUGAAGUCUUUGUGUGUUGUGCGAGAGAAAAUGGGCGAAGAUGAUCCACCCAGUUUGGAGUACAUUGAGGAUCCGUACUUUCCGCGUCUGGCCAACGGCGCCACGCCGUCGCUGGACGAGGUGACGGAGUUCGAUCACAGGAGUCUCUUUGGCGACGAGGACACGUGCGAGUGGUCGCGCGAGACUGAACUCUAUCUGAGAUCACUGACCCUCGACCAGCUGCUCGGGGUGCCUGAUGACGAGCUCCAGACCGUCGAGGCGGAGUUCGUGCCCGCGUCCAGGGCCAGGCGGAUUCGGUUGCUGACGAAGCGGAAGCUGCGCGAUGUGAAAGUGACUUUCAUAGACUUCUCAAAGCCCUACUUGGCUCGCAUUUCCAGCAAUGAGAACUACAAGAAGUUCCUCCACUUUGGCGACGCUGACAACUCGGCGAAGCUGUCCGAUGUAUCUCCCGGAUCUGUGGGAUCUGCCGUUGAUGUAGUGGACGAGCUGGCGGGCUUGUCGCUGGAGGAGCAGGAGCGCCAGAAGGCGGAGUGGAGCCAGGAGCUGUCGCGCGUGGAGGAGGAGAUCACGACGCUGCGGACGGUGCUGGCGUCCAAGGUGCGUCACUCCAGUGAGCUGAAGAGGAAGCUGGGCAUCACAGUGUGGAAGGAGAUCACCGAUGACAUGAAUCAGGGCAUUAAGAAUGUCAAGGAGAGCAACGUAUAUCAAACGGUCGAGGAGAAGGUGGGAAAUUUCACUAAAGCCGUCCAGGAUGCGCCAAUCUAUCAGAAGACCGAAAAUGUCUUCAAGUCAACAGCUGAGAAGACAUCUUCACUCUUCGGUGGUCUUUCGACGAAAAUCAGUCAAAUGAAGAACUCAGAGUCCUUCAAGUCCUUCGAAGAGCGCGUUGGCUCAGCCUAUGAGAAUGUCAAGCAGACGAAAGUCUCCAACAGUCGUUCCAAUAGCGUCCAUAGUUUUAGUGACUAUCAUGAGGAUUCGAGAACUUCCACGGCUCCACAAUCGCCCACCAUUCCGGAGGAGAAGCCCCUCAAAUAGAGAAGCGGUGAAUCAGGCACUAAAACACAGCAUCUAUUUUCCUAUACGUCCUGACCAGAUGAAGAAUAUCGCGCGCGAGAGAGAGAAAAUCCACUGUUGAACAUUGAACCAUUUAUUGAACGAAUCUUUUCUUUCCAAUUUGAUUUGUCGACACACGAAUUAAUUGAAUGUGCACACAGAGAACGUAUAUAUAUAUACCUAAUUGUCUUUAACAAGAGAAAAAUAUAUUGUGCCUAAAUGGUGAAUCUACGAGCGUAGACGUUGUGUGUGUGUGUGUGUGUGGAGGAAUAAGAAAAAAAACAACUAAGAUUUACGAUGGGAGAGAAAAGCUCUAUCUUACAAUUUUUUUUUCAAUUAUAUACGGCAAUUGCAGAUUUAUAUAAUGGCUAAAAUAAAUGUUUUAAAUCAAU
This is a messenger RNA of Phlebotomus argentipes, 1912 nucleotides long. RefSeq names its product tumor protein D52. Gene Ontology annotation, cellular component: cytoplasm. The coding region runs from base 498 to 1502 and encodes 334 amino acids. The transcript is spliced from 5 exons. NCBI's taxonomy places the organism in Eukaryota, Metazoa, Arthropoda, Insecta, Diptera, Psychodidae. The record is from RefSeq and is a predicted model, not a curated record.